Molecule: messenger RNA, 4270 nt
Organism: Plutella xylostella (diamondback moth)
Lineage: Eukaryota; Metazoa; Arthropoda; Insecta; Lepidoptera; Plutellidae
Product: GTP-binding protein Di-Ras2
Biological process (GO): signal transduction
Cellular component (GO): membrane
Molecular function (GO): GTPase activity; GTP binding
Source: RefSeq, a predicted model, not a curated record
GAUGCAUAUAAUGAAUGACUGAAACAAAAAUUGGCAUCUUAGAUGUAGUAUUUGAAUCCAAUUCAAAUAACAAGAAGCAAUAAACUGAAGGAAUGCCGGAGCAAAGUAAUGAUUAUCGUGUUGUGGUGUUUGGGGCCGGAGGUGUAGGGAAGAGCUCGUUAGUAUUACGUUUUGUCAAAGGCACAUUUAGAGAGUCAUACAUACCAACAAUCGAAGACACAUACAGACAAGUAAUCAGUAGUAAUAAGACAAUAUGCACACUACAGAUAACUGAUACCACAGGCUCCCAUCAGUUUCCCGCCAUGCAAAGACUCUCAAUAAGCAAGGGACAUGCCUUCAUACUAGUCUACUCAGUGAGCAGUCGACAAUCGUUGGAGGAGCUAAAGCCAAUAUGGCAGACAAUAAAGGAGAUAAAAGGGGCAGAACUGCCGAGCAUUCCUGUAAUGUUGGCAGGGAACAAGUGUGAUGAGACACCGGAGAUACGCGAGGUCUCUGCAGCCGAGGGACAGGCUCAAGCACAGACUUGGGGCAUCUCCUUUAUGGAAACCUCAGCAAAGACCAAUCAUAAUGUCACACAGCUUUUUCAGGAGCUGUUAAAUAUGGAGAAGAACCGCAAUGUGUCUCUGCAAGUGGACGGAAAGGGGAAGAAGAAGAAAGAUAAAGUAGUGAAAGAAGGUGGCGAAGCCUCAACCGGAGGCCGCGAGAAGUGCCGAGUCAUGUAACCGCCUAUAAUUAUGUACUAUCCUAUAUAUUUAUAAGGGCUUUCCCCAGUUUCUGAAAUGCUUGGUAUUGCAUUGGUUCUGUACUGAACUGACAAAGCACACUAACGAUUAUUUAUUCUGAGGUACAGUCUAAUAUUUUUUUAAAGAGUACAAUGUUAAGGUUGUGUUAUAUGUGCAAUGUAUGUAAAAAAUGGGGUACCUUUAUUUUAUCCUUUUAUGAUUCAAAGAGUUGGUGAUUAAAUGUGAUGCACUGUAGCUAUCACCUACAAAAAUAACCAGCACAGAAAGUUGCAUUAAAAAGCCUUUCAGAAACUAGGUUUAUACAUUCCAAUUAUAUUAAUUGUACUUACCUAAUAAUACAUUGCUGUACAUGUUUUGUAACCACAGAUGAUAAUAGCAUGAACUUCUGUCUAUAUUAUCUUCUGUGGUUACAUUUGCUAUUAUGUACCUACCUUUUUAAGACAAUUUUGGGUCCCACUUACCUUUAGGUAAACCCUAAUUCGAUUCUAGUCAUAAUUACUUACCUGAUUUUUGAGGCUCAAUGCAUUGUUUUCACAUCAGUGCAAGCAUAAUAUUUUCCUAUUUUUUUAAGUUUCUAUGUGCUGUGUUAAACUGGCUCUAUUUGUAAAGGCUCUAGUCAAUAUUUUAAGCCAUAACUACAAAUCAGCUUAUUGAUCAUUAUAAAUAUAAUGAAUAAAUCGAUAAAUAUGGUGGAUAGUGUCAUGGAAAGCGCUGAUUCAUAAAAAUGAAUUUUGGUUGAGUUUGUGGAGCGUUUGCAAUGUUAGCAGAUUUGGGAGGCUUAAAAGUUUGUAUAAUUACUGAGAUUAUAAGUUAUUUACACUAGUUAUUAACGACUGCGUUGGCGUUAAAGACAUACAAGUUAAAUCUUGAAACGUGAUCCUUAUUGUUAGACGUGAAAAUACAACGAAAAGAAGUCUAUAGGACUGAUGGUUAAACAGUUUUACGCCGUUACUAUUAAAUAGUUUGUAUUAUUAUAUUGUUUAAAAUGCCUUUUUGAAUAAAGUUGCGAUGACUUUUCUGACUGAACUAACGGUUUCUUAUAGUAGAAGACCCACGAUGACACAACUUGUUUUUUAAAGUCUUAUUUGUUAUUACUAUGAUAAUGUCAUAGUGAGAAAUAUGAUCAGUGCCAAAUCGUAGACAUCAUGAAAUGGCAAAAUAAUAAUAAAUAAAAACGUAGUGCGUCCACGGUAGGUAGAAAAGUAGAAAAUUUAGUCUCGGCUGAAAAAAAAUCAAUGACCUAACAAUUUGUAUAUUAAUACUAAGUAAGUAAUACCUAUCUCACUAUGGCAUUAUCAAUAACAUAUUAAAUAUAAAUUUAAUCUCGUCUGUAGCGAUUUGUAAUCUGAAUAAUAAUUAUGGUUCAUUAAUUAUAACCUUGUAAAGUAGCUUUCGUUAGUACGUAAAUGCACUUUAUUUGAUAUUGAUCACAUUCAUACAUAUCCAAUUUAGUAAAAAACUAAAGUUUUAUUGUAGAUGAAUCACUAUUUUCAAGUAAACCGCUAACCGGUAUGAAAUCUUAUGUAGUUUCGAACGGAUAUCCCUACAUAACAUAAUAAGUUAUGAGUUAUGAUGCGCCAUGUAGAUUAGCUUGCUUCGUGUAUAAUAAUGAAAUGAGGUAGAGAAUGCAUGAAAGAGAAGUGUAAUAACAAUUUAACCAUAUUUAUGUAAUUUUAUUUUAAUAAUAUGAAAUUGUUUAACUUUUUUCCUGUUAUCAGCACCGAAUAUUAUUAAUAAAAUUGUUAACAUUGAAUUGUUAUAUCUGGACCAAUGUUGUUUAAUGUUGAACUUUGUGGAAUUAACUAUAGUAUACUUAUUUAAUUUGAUGUAUGUUAUCGGCUAUCUUCUAUUGCAUUAUCAUUGUCACCUUUAUGUAACUAUAUAACGGGUUUCCUACUUUAAAUCUAAUGCCUAUUGAUCGAAUAACACAUCCACGAACACUAUAGGUAUACGUAAUACAUUCAUGAAAUCGAUGCAUCAGUCUGGCUCGAAUCGUCAAAAAUCGAAUAAAUCCAGCUCGAAUGCUCCAUCCCUAGCGAUUUUUCUAGAACGGUCAUGGGACUGAGUUCGGGGGUUUUCGAUUCGAUCAGUAGACAUAGACAUUAGAUUUGAAGUAUCUUUAUCAUAAUAAUUUCAUUUAUACGGUAUGGAUUUUAGAGACUGUUUGAAGCAUCUACAAUUUCACAGAUCGAUAUUAUAAGAGUAGAGAACCGGAAUAAGUACGUAUUCAAAAUAAACCGAAUAAAAUAACACUCUACUCUUUUAUAUCAGGUUCCCAAAAUGUGUUUUACUAAAUCAGAUUCAGAAAACGCAUGAAUAUUUAUUUUCCGACUAUGGAUACUUAUAGCUCACCCUAUCCCGAAAAUGCAUUGACUGUAAGCUAAUAAGUAGGUACAAUAUUAUUUUUAGUUAAAUGGUUGUAUGUAGGUAGGUUCAUAAAGAUGGAAUGGAGGUUCAAAAAGCUUUUUAGGUAUUUCUGCUUAGAACUACGUCAUAAAUGUCAAUACCACCUACCACCGCAUGUGCACGACUUACUUUCAUUAUAAUUAAUUUAAUAUUGCAAUAAUUCCCAUAAUCUCGUAUGUAAUUAAGAGCUUAAUGAAAUGGUUCACCCAAUUUAUAAUAAUUCUAGAUGUUAAUCUGAUUUCAAAGAUUACCUCUUACCAAUUCAUACAUAACGUAGGUAUUUCAAAUGAAUGAGUUCAAAUAGUAGGAAAUAGUUUAUCUUACAUCGAAGUAGGUAUGUCAUUGUUAGAUAUUUAAGUUUGAAUUUUUUGAUAGUUUUUUUGUAACUGCAAAUUUUGAUUCGAAUAUUUGCAUCAUUUUCUUGGGUAACUUUAUGUCAUAUUUAUAUGAUAUAUUUUAGGUUCUUUAAAUACACCUACCUUCUUGAAUUAAAUGGGGUGACUAAGUCCACAUUUAAACAACAUCACAUAGGCACUAUUUCAGUACAAUCGACUCAUGCCAUUUCAUAAAUCUCAUAAUGUUAUAGCCAUGUCUGAAUGAACGAUCUCUAUUUGUAAGCAUAAUAAUUAAUUUAAUUUAAUAUUUUGAUGUUAUUUUAAUUAUACGAGGAAGAUUACAAGCGUUUGUUGACCAAUACGAGGGUAAUGUUAGGAUUUUAACUACAAUUAAUGUAGAAUUUGCUUCAAACAGGGAAUAUUUUAUGUAUUUUACUGAUAAAUGCUGCUUUGAACUGAAUAUCUCCAUUGUUAUUUAUAACUAUUUUAAUUGAUCUUUUGACACUUCUCACUAAGCAUCACGAAAAUAAAACCUAAAUUAUACUUAUGACGUGUUUUAUUAGAAAACCAUAUUAAAUCUAUAUUAUUUCAUGUAAGUAAUACAAAUUAUGUGCGUUAGGAUUUAGGAUAAUUCCCUUUAGAUUAAUUAAUGGAAAUCAAAAUAUUAAUGAGAUACACUGAUUAAUCCAUGGUUUAAAACAAACACUCGAAACAAAUCAAAUUAUUUAAAAUGCAUGAUUUUAUAACAACCGAUAGGUAGGUACUAUUGUUUGUACAAUUCAAAAU